AUGCAAUUCAUCAACAUCAUCACUGCUUCCGUCCUUGCCACUUUGGCAAUUGCUGCUCCAGCACCAGUCGCUGCUCCAGAGGCAAUUGCGGAGCCCGCACAGCUCGAAGCUCGUGCUCAGGCAUUGAUUGACGUCUGGAAGAACUCUGAUUUCCUUGAUCUCAAGUUCACCGGCUCCAGCAACCCCGGAACUUGUGUGAACUUCCCAUCGAACUUCAACGACAUCGUCUCCUCCGGCAAGGCCAAGCCUGGCUUCCGCUGCACAAUCUGGGUUGACGCAGGAUGCGUCGGCACUGGGUUCAGCUUCAAUGCUAGCCCGGGAGUUGCUUCUCUUCCUAGCUGGAUCAACGACAAGGCUUCCUCUUGGAAGUGUGUCGCUGCUUAG
Molecule: messenger RNA, 384 nt
Organism: Cadophora gregata
Lineage: Eukaryota; Fungi; Ascomycota; Leotiomycetes; Helotiales; Ploettnerulaceae
Exons: 2
Coding region: 1-384 (127 amino acids)
Source: RefSeq, a predicted model, not a curated record